UGCAACAGAUUCCCUAAAUAUUGAACAGAGAGGGCUAGGGUUUACAUUUUCAGCUUUCCACUCUCUCUUUCUCUCUAUCUACAAUGGCGAAGAAGGACAAGGUGAAGAAGCGAAAGCUCAUAAAGAAACAACAACCAGAGACCAACAACAAGAUCGAGAAGAAGAAACUGAAGAAAAAGAUCGAAAAAACCAACAAAACCCUAGCAGCUGUCUCAAAGAAGGAGAAAGACAAGACUCCACAACAACAGACUCAUCCGCAGAUUCACUCCGACUCCGACUCCGACUCCGACUCCGACUCCGAAAUCGAGUCCGAAUCCGACAAAAUUCACAACCUCCUCGCUCCGUACUCCAAGGACCAACUCAUCGACUUCGUCGUCGACGCCGCCGUCAACGACGCCGCCCUAUCCUCCCGCAUCCGUGACGCCGCCGACCGCGACGUCUCUCACCGCAAAAUCUUCGUCUCCGGCCUCGGCUGGGACUCCACUCGCGAAACCCUAACCUCCGCCUUCGAUUCCUACGGCGAGAUCGAGGAUUGCAGUGUCAUCACCGAUCGAGUCACCGGAAAAGCCAAGGGCUAUGGCUUUGUUCUGUUCAAAACGAGACAAGGAGCAACCAAAGCCUUGAAGCAGCCGAGGAAGAAGAUCAAUAAUCGGAUGACUUCCAGCCAGUUGGCUUCGGUAGGGCCCAAUUCGUCUUCGGCCUCGGCCGCGUCGCAGAGCCACGACACGGCGGGCCGGAAGAUUUACGUGAGUAACGUUCAGCCUGACGCCGAUCCGGAGAAAUUGAGAGUGCUUUUCGCGAAAUUUGGGGAAAUUGAGACCGGUCCGGUAGGGUUUGAUAGGCAUACUGGUAAGUCUCGUGGAUUUGCUUUGUUUGUGUAUAAGACAAUUGAAGGGGCUAGAAAGGCUCUUCAAGAGCCUUACAAGAUGUUUGAGGGUCGCCAAUUGCAUUGCCAGAAGGCGGCUGAUGGGAAGAAUAAGGUGGUUGGGUCGCAGCCCGUGAUGACGGCAAUGCAGCCGGUGCAGUCGCCGGUUUUGGCGGCCGUGGCGCAGAAUUUGGCUUUGUUUAAUCAGCACCGGAGUUUGAAUCCAAUGUACGGUGGAUUGCUUGUGAAUCCCAAUGCUGGGAUGCUCAUGGCUGGGUCUGUGAAUCCAAUGGUGGGUUUGGGACAAGGGCUGCUUGGUUCGAGUCAGGUGAGUGGUGCUGGUGGGUUUGGUGCGAGUGCAUAUGGAACGAGUGCGCCGGUGAUGCAGGGUCUGCAGCAAGCGUACACAAGUUCACAUAUUGGACAGACGGCGCCGGCUAGGGCUCCUGGAACUAGUAGUGGGUCUUUCAGUGGGUACCCAUCAUAUAUUUGAUGAAGUGCAGCUGAGAUUGAGGACCUAUGUUCAUGCAGUUUUGGGAACAUUUAUCUAGGGACGUAUUCUGGGUCAACUGUAUGGUUGUGAAGUUUGACUCAUAAGCAGAACUUUUAAGUUUGUUUACUUUUCUUGUAGUUCUCAAUUUUAUGAUUUGGCCAAGCUUAACAAGAACUUUGUAGACAGAUUUCUAUCUUACAGUAUUACUUUCUGUACCCUUAAUGUAUUCAGUUUUCUAUCUUACAGUAUUACUUUCUGUACCCUUAAAGUAUUUGCUUUAAGAUGUUUUGAUAUAUACUUAAUUUUAGCCA
Camellia sinensis is the source of this 1669-nucleotide messenger RNA. RefSeq names its product UBP1-associated protein 2B. Gene Ontology annotation, cellular component: nucleus. The record is from RefSeq and is a predicted model, not a curated record. Gene Ontology annotation, molecular function: RNA binding. Lineage: Eukaryota; Viridiplantae; Streptophyta; Magnoliopsida; Ericales; Theaceae.